CCGGACCCCCGCCCUGGGGUGAGACCACCUGGAUCUACCACGACGGUGAGGACACCAAGAUGAUCGUGGGUGAGGAGAAGAAGUUCCUGCUGCCCUUCUGGCUGCAGGUGAUCUUCAUCUCGCUCCUGCUCUGCCUCUCGGGCAUGUUCAGUGGCCUCAACCUGGGCCUCAUGGCCCUGGACCCCAUGGAACUGCGCAUCGUGCAAAACUGUGGCACGGACAAAGAGAAGAACUACGCCAAGCGCAUCGAGCCCGUGCGCCGCCAGGGCAACUACCUGCUCUGCUCCCUCUUGCUGGGCAACGUCCUGGUCAACACCACGCUUACCAUCCUGCUGGACGACAUUGCCGGCUCUGGGCUGGUGGCCGUGGUGGUCUCCACCAUCGGUAUCGUCAUCUUCGGCGAGAUCGUGCCGCAGGCCAUUUGCUCUCGGCACGGCCUGGCCGUGGGCGCCAACACCAUCUUCCUCACCAAGUUUUUCAUGAUGAUGACCUUCCCGGCCUCCUACCCAGUCAGCAAGCUGCUGGACUGUGUCCUGGGCCAGGAGAUCGGCACGGUCUAUAACCGUGAGAAGUUGUUGGAGAUGCUGCGGGUCACCGACCCUUAUAAUGACCUAGUCAAAGAGGAGCUCAACAUUAUCCAAGGAGCUCUGGAGCUGCGCACCAAGACAGUGGAGGAUGUGAUGACUCCACUCCGAGACUGCUUCAUGAUAGCUGCUGAGGCUGUGCUCGACUUCAACACUAUGUCUGAGAUCAUGGAGAGCGGUUAUACCCGCAUCCCUGUUUUUGAGGGUGACCGCUCCAACAUUGUGGACCUGCUCUUUGUUAAGGACCUGGCUUUCGUGGACCCUGAUGACUGCACUCCGCUCAAGACCAUCACCCGAUUCUACAACCAUCCGCUGCACUUUGUCUUCAAUGACACCAAGCUUGAUGCCAUGCUGGAGGAGUUCAAGAAAGGCAAGUCUCACCUGGCUAUAGUACAGAGAGUAAACAAUGAAGGAGAAGGGGAUCCUUUUUAUGAAGUCCUGGGAAUUGUCACUUUAGAAGAUGUGAUUGAAGAGAUCAUCAAGUCUGAAAUUCUGGAUGAAACAGACCUAUACACUGAUAACAAGACGAAAAAGAAAGUAGCCCAUCGGGACAGGAAGCAGGACUUCUCUGCCUUCAAACAGACAGACAGCGAGAUGAAGGUUAAAAUAUCACCACAGCUCCUCCUGGCAAUGCACCGUUUCCUGGCAACAGAAGUAGAAGCCUUUGGUCCAUCCCAGAUGUCAGAGAAGAUCCUUCUCAGGCUGCUAAAACAUCCCAACGUCAUCCAGGAGCUGAAAUAUGAUGAGAAGAACAAGAAAGCCCCAGAAUACUACCUCUACCAGCGAAACAAGCCUGUCGACUACUUUGUUCUCAUUUUACAGGGGAAAGUGGAAGUGGAGGCUGGGAAAGAGGGGAUGAAGUUUGAAGCUGGUGCUUUUUCCUACUAUGGGGUGAUGGCCCUGACAGCAUCGCCAGUUCCCUUGUCCCUGUCUCGUACCUUUGUUGUCAGCAGAACAGAGUUGUUAGCAGCAGGUUCUCCAGCUGAAAACAAGUCUCCACCUCGGCCCUGUGGCUUGAAUCACUCAGACUCUUUAAACCGAAGUGAUCGCAUCGAUGCAGUGACACCAACGUUAGGGAGCAGCAACAACCAACUGAAUGCAUCUUUUCUGCAAGUAUAUGUCCCGGACUACUCAGUGAAAGCACUCACAGACAUUCAGUUUGUCAAGAUCUCAAGACAGCAGUACCAAAAUGCCCUGAUGGCAUCCCGGAUGGACAAAACACCUCAGUCCUCGGACAGUGAAAACACUAAAAUCGAACUGACUCUUACGGAGCUGCAUGACGGUUUGUGUGACUCACAACAAGCCCAACCACAGUAUGCACAGUGAAGGAGCUAUCUAGGAGCUGACUCCCUACAACCCACCCAUCCCAUCUCCUCAGCAGGACCAGUCCUCGCUCCUUCCUGCCUCCUCCCUGAGUGUGAACACCGUUAGUAUGUGCUUGCAACACUGUGCUGCAUCCAGUGUUCUGAGACCAAAGACUUUUGCGUCCGUUGAGGGAGCAGAAGCGGAAGAAACAGGAAGAAAGGAGCAAAGAGCAAGAUAGAGAGACUAAAGCCCCAAGCGUACUUUGGGAAUGGUGAGCUACCCUUGAGAACGAUGAAAAUACUUCUUGCAAAGUAGAAUCAUGUUUAUUUUUAUCUGUAUUUUACACCCUUGUUGGGUUUUUCCUCCUCAAACACAUAUGGAGAAGUGUAAAAACUGCUCCGAUUAUUUUUUCAAGAGAGAUCAUGUUUUUAAAAAGUAUUUUGCAGAGUUUUAAAUUGUUUCUGUCCCUCCCCAACCUGAAGUAAGCUCUGUUGUGGUUUUGUGAAUUGGCUCCAAUGUCCUUAGACCUCUUUUCACCUCUCUCUGGUUCUUUUUGUUGCCCUGUUGAAGAAGUUAGUAACCGGUACUUGUAUGUGUUUGUCUCCUAAGAACGAGCAAGCUUCAGGGAACCUCUGGUUUCAGCCACCUGGAGGGUCAAGGGAUGAGUAUCACUGCAUUCUUCCAGUUAAGUUUCAGGGAAGGAGUGGUUUUUUUGAUAUUUAAUGUUCUCUCAAAUUUCAGAAGGUUUCUUUGUAAAACAGACACAAGCAUUGUUACGCUUAGUUUUGUAACCUCCAAAAACUUUGUGCAUGUUGAAGAUGAUACUGGGUGGAAGGGAUUAAUUAGCGAAACUGCAGUCUCGUGAAAUGAAAGCCAGGGGUAGUUUUCCACAGUGGUGUAACUGGAUGAUUUUCCUUUGAUGUUCCUGAGAAUUGCAUCAUUAAGUUAACUCUGUGCACCCUAAAAUGACAAACUUUAAAUGGCCACGUGCCGUAACAGUCUGUGCACGGCUCCCUUGGCCACAACAGACUUUGUUAAGUAACAGAGAGAACAACAGCCCCUGUUCCCCCCUUAAAUCUCUAGUGUUAACAGAAAAGAUGCUGCUACAGUUCUGCCCAAAGUGCAUCCUCCAGGUGACAGUAAACCUCUGCCAGUGCAAGGAUGGGCUCUGCUGAGGAGUCGGGACCAUCCUGUCCUCUCCAAGAACUGACACAACUUUCCAGACGCGAGUGUAUUGCACUUCAGGGAUUCGGAGAGGUUCGCUUCCAGGCUGUUCCCCAGCCACAUUCCUUCCUUUGAGAGGAUUCAGUGUAUUUCCUUCUUUCUCUCUCUCCUUUUAAAGGCCGUUUUAGGGAUUACCAUGGUAGCCGAACAGAGACCCCCCCCACCAGGCUGCUGCUCCUGCAGGACAGCCUGUGUCGGGCAGCAGAAAACGGUUCCUCCACUCUGAACACCUGCAUGUGGACUGGGUGCAAGAGAGACGUACCCUUUGGCAGUUGUGCAUCACACGUUGGCAUUCUUCACUCCCUCAAAAGGAGUUUAGGUCCCAGUCGGGUCCUUAAAUGUAAAAGACACCCCCCCCCUUCUCCUGAUCAUCUCCCCUUCCAGUGCUGUCUCAAACCGAAUAUGAACAUUGUCCUUAGUAUUAGGUUCUGGAGAGAUGGACAAAUGAGGCAUUGUGGUUUCUGGUUUGAGACUGUUCCAUGGCCCUGAUUAUGCAGCAUUUCCCUUCCUUUCUUUACACUCAGAUAAUCUCAUCUGACCCUCAAAGAAACCCCCAGUCCCAAAUGCAACUGCCAGAGCUCUCUGUGUCCUGUGGCACAUCUCUCCUGCUUUCUGUUUGGGGCAGGCACUUGCCCAUGAGUUCCCGUGGUCUCUCUUUGCAAGUGUUUGCUGGAAAGGUGCAAUAUUUUGCUGCAGCAACUCCCUGCAGGAAAUUGGCAUGUGUGGCUUUAGAGCAGAUUUUGUGUGCAUGUGUCACGCUUUCUCUCUCUCUCUCGGCUUCAGGAAGCAGCCCUAAUUUUUGCUCUCCUCUCUAAAAAUGGCCGCAGAUGGACCCUGCAGGCCUGCUGGCUGAGAGAGCCAGCACAGGAAACGAUGCCCUUUCUUUCUGGGAAGGGGCAGCAGUCUGUAAGGGUGAAGUCCCCACAAGAGGGCAUAGAAAUUCCACAGUAUCGAACAUGUGCGCUGAGCGACAAGCAAGCCCGGCCCUCAAACUUCGCUCUCGUGUUUAGCAUUUAUUAACUUUUUUGAAUCAUGACUUUUCCCGUCUAAAAACGCUUCCUUAAUCUCCAGCCUCAGUCUGAUGUGCGCCUGGCCACACUGGCUGGCCACGUUCACCCCUGGAUGUGUGCAACAGCCUGAGAGCGCACAGCUCGGCAUCAGCCCAAGCUGAUCUCAGCCCUGCUCCUUCCUGGAGAACUGCUAGUAUUGCACCUUUCUCACAGAGCAAAGCGGUGAGAUGUUACAGCGUUUGUCCUUGCAGGGCGAGUGACUUGCCUCCCCACUUUUUAUCUAGUGUUGCUGAAUGUAAAAGUUUGUUAAAAGCGUUUGACACGGUGGUGAACCUGAGAUGCAGUAUCCAUCUUGUCAGCCCUGCCAAAGAAGGGAAGGCUCAAGUCAAGGCAGCUUGCUCUCUGGGAUGAGGUUGCUCACUCGUCUGACUUCUGCUUCUUAUGUCAGGUUGUGGAUUUGUUUUAGUGUCUGUUUCCAUUUAAAAAAAAAAAAAAGCCUAUUUUUCCAACCAAAGCCGUGUGAUCCCAAAGCAAAUACCUCCUGCUUCUGCUUGUGCUGCACUGUUCUAAAAUUUGCAGGCAAUUUUUGCAUGACUCUUUUUCGUCAUUUGUACAGUUCCAAUAAUGGAAAGUGUAAUAAUUUCCAUAAAAAUAGUUGAUUAUAGAUGUGUUUCAUAUGGAAAAUAUGUACCUGACCCAGAGGGGUUAGGAGCUGCUACUACUAAUUAGCUUGAAGAGCAGGGCAUGGUCCUCUCCACAGAGGGGGAAAAAUCCAGUCUCCCUGUUCUCAGGGUAUUUACAGUUUUACUGUUGAACAGACGAAAGGGGUUCCCAGCCCUUGUGGUGGGAACCAACAUAAAUAGAGGAGCCCUGUACCCGGCUCAGGAUUAUUUCUGAGACUCUGGACAGUGUUUGCAAAUGCAGGGUCUUGGCCUUCCUCACUGUAGUGGAAGUGCCAUGGCUUCUGCAUCUGUACCAAUGCAGGAGGUGUCCUGCCAGGGCAGGUCUGGUUUCUCUGGCUUGCUGGUUGCCUGUCUGCAUUCAGGUGGACUCAGAUGCUGGAUUUUGUGCCGCAGUGCCACGUGUACGCGUGGCAGAGCUGUCAGUCAUUGCUAUGGUACAGGGCACGAGCCGAUGGCUUUGGGAAUUGCUAGACUUGACCUCAGACCUUGGCAGGGCUUUGACUUGUAGGAAGGAUACUGCAUCUUCGUUUGUCAACUCCUACUGCCUUCGUUGUUCGCCUUGUCCAUCUGCCUCCAGGUACAGGCAGAGAGGGGCAGAUGAUGACCUGUUGGCUUGGGGGGCUGGGAGGGCGCUAGCUGUGGUUUCUACUGUCAAUACAAUUUUGCACAAAAGUUCUUUGAAGUGAGGUUUUUCAACACUAAUAUCUUAAAUGCAUAACUGUGAAUUAUAACUUUUACACUCCUGUUGGUUGAACUUCCUUUAAAUGAAAUGAACCUGAAUCUGUUGUAACUAUGAUUUUUUUUUUUGAUUGUGUGUAUUGGCAAACCUUUGUGAAGAGUGAAGGAAUGUUCUUGCUUUCCAAUGAGAAUCGUUCUCCAAACAAGACUGACUCUGGUGACAUGGAGAUCAUAUGAAGCACUCUAGCUCUGAGUGGAGAGGGGCUCGGGGGGAGCUUAGCAAACCAACAUUGUCUUCUCUGUAGACCCCAAGCUCAGAGCACCCAGAGUUUAUAAAGUGCUUGUUGUUUUAUUCCCUAUUUGUCUACUCCCUAAAAUCCAUGUGCAGUUGAAGGCUUUUGUCCCAGAAGAGCUCAGGACCGGGGUAUCCGCAAGCCGGGUGAAGGUCCGGAUGAGGGAUGUCAGCAGAGAGGAAGGGUGUGGGCUGUGGUGCAGUGCAGGGCUGCGCAAAGAGAUGAGGGGACCCCAAAAGCUGGCAUGGCUGGAGAGCCUCCAGUUACACCUAACGGCUGCAUGGGGCAGGUCUUACCCCUUCUACUUCAAACCUUUAUUCGCAUAUAGCUCCCUCUCGUGCUCUUUUCUGCCCCGUGCACGCCCACUCCUGCUCCAGCCCAACCAGGGCCCAGGCUGAUGCUGUGACCUGGCACGGAGCAGCAGUGCUUCCCACACAGGCUUAUCCGUUCUCAGGCUCAACGCUACCAUUAUUUGUCCUUUAAGGAGCAAAGCGAGCCAAGUUUGGGAGCCUUUCAGCUGUUGGAGAGGAGAGCUGCACCCUGCGGUGGGUGGGAGUUGGCUACGCCUGGGGACAUGGCAGGGAGCAAGGCUUGCUGGUCUUGGGCUCCAUUUAAAGAGGCAUCGGCCGCUUGUUCGGCAUUGUUCUCCGUGGUCCAUUCCUCCUCUGAUCUCCUAGACUUACAUUCCCUUUUUUCCUCACCGCAGGGUUUUUUUUUUUCUUUUCUUUAAGUGCCUUUUUGUGCGGUUGGAGCUGGCAAGAGUAGGAGUCUCAGGAUAUGGCCCUUUGCACUCACCUCAGACCCAGAGAAAGCUCAGGGAGGAGCAGGGCGACUCGUCUGUGGUGACCCACGGACGUCACCCGUUGCUGCUUCUCAGCCGUCAGGGCCCUACACAGAUGGGGAUGUGAUUUUGGCAGUGGUGAUGUAGGACUCAGAUCGGCUCAGAGGAAAGAAAACCAAAGAGGUAGCUGUGUGCGAGGGGCUGCUCAGGCAGCAGUGGUGCUUCCUGUGAUCUCCGCAGAGCUCAGCCGAGGGGGCGUUGGGGUGGGGAUGGCGAAGAGCAGCGCUGUCUCCUUGCAAGCAUCCUGUGUAAGUAUCGUACAGAGCGGGGUAUACAGCCGUGUUCUCCAGGACCAGUUGGGACAUGCAUCUUCCUUGUGCUGAAAUAGAGUAUCUAUAGAAAUCAUUCCCACCUGAAAGAUGUACCAUAUUUUAUAUGAUAUCUAAUACACACAUCUGUGGUUUUAAAACUAGUACCUGUGUACCAGUUGUCAAGUUAUCCAGUGUCUGGAUUACCAGUAGAAAACUGGGGCUGGGCGGGGAGGGAAACGAUGCUAUAAAGAGUAUCUCUUGUUGUGAUGCUAACUUGAGACUUCAUCCCAAAGGUGGCUGACCAGCGAUGAUGUGUUCCUGCACUUGUACUGUAAGCUUUGAGGUGCAAACCUGGCACACGGCAGAAAACCAGCACGUGCUGAAAGGCUGUGGGUGAUACAGACCCUGGCUUGCUGCACGUCUUGCUGCCCUGGCUUUACACUGUGGCACUAAACGGACCCAAGGAAGUACCUGGUCCUUGGAUACUGAGGGUUGUUUUGGUCCACCAGUGAAAUGACAAGCUUAACAAAUGUGACCAGAGGCCAGGCAUCUUGUCACAGCACAGAGGAGAGAGCAGCCUUCAUGCUGACUUGACUAGCAGAGAGGACAAGCGCUGUGCUACCAGCUUAGCUAGGAAGGUGCCCUCAUCCCUGCUCCGUUGUGUGCUGGGUCCGCUGGUUGCCAGAUCUCUCGUUGCUGUGAUCUCUGUGGCAAUGCUGGCCCCGUUCCAUGAGUCUGCAGCACAGAUGCUGUUAGUGGAGCACGGCACGGAGGAACCUUAAACACCCACUGGCUUCCCAUAGACAUCGCCCCCCCCCGCCUAAAUCCUGCUCGGUGUCUUGCUCUUGUCCUGGAGGCUGGCUUCACGCUAGGCUGAGCUCCUCCUCCUGUAGUUUCACUGCAGUGUCCCUGAGGCUGCGUGUGAGUGAGGGGACGUAUUGCUGCAGGUCCAAGGCGGUACAGUUGAACUUCUCAGUCAGGUUUUGCAUGUUUGCUGUUCUUUUAUGUUAAGAGCUGGAAGCUGGACCUGGGGAGGCCAGAGCAUUCCCUAGGAAAAAGCACGAGAUGCCAGGUUAUCCCAGCCCCUUUCCCCAAGCUGCAGGGAAUGGCAGGCAGUGCUAGAAAGCUGCCUCCAGCCCCUUGCACGGUACGGAUGGCAGAGGGAGGUGUUUCAUGGGUCAGUAGCACCAAACUCUGUCCAAGUGACUUGUCACGGUGUCGUUCUCAUUAUCCUCAGGUCAGACUCAAUAAUGCUUCUGCACCUUGGAGAUAAGGUACUCAAAGCUGCUGAUUUUCUGUCUCCAACUGAAAAACGUUUUUGUGAUCUCUCCUAUAGUUUUUUCCUUUGGGCCCUGUUUUCUUUUAAGCAGGGCCGAUAACUGGAAUCCAGCAGAGCAAAGCACCCCGGCUGCUCUCACCCUUCCAGUGCCAGCGCCCGAUUUCCGGUUAUCGAAGUGCUUGAUGUUUAAUCCUUCCCCCAGAAGGAGAGGUUUAGCCGUUCUCAGCAGAAACUGCGUGUUGCAGGGUCUGGCUUGAGGUGCGUAGGCUGUCACGAGCCAGAGUCCCAAAGAAGUGCCUGAAACCUGCGAAGGCUGCAAGCAGCUCUGGUGCUCAGGAGGAGCAUUUGAUGGGCUCAGGUCAGUGGCUCCAUGGUCGUUUCUCCUUCUCGAAGGAGCGGAGACUGAAGGGAAGCUGGUUGCAGUGUUUGUUGGGGAGGAAGGACUUGUCCCAACAUUUAGUGCUUGGUGGAGCAAUCUAGCAUCAUGUUUUGGCGGUUGUGAGACUGCAGAGCUUAAAAAAGGAGGGUUUUACCCUCUGGGCAUCACUGUUGUACCAAAUCCUUCCAAAUUCAAGUGAGAAGGUUGUAGAUCUCAGAGCAGUAGCCUGGAUUGUAGGCCUCUAGCUGAAAGUGCCAAUAUUGAAUGAAUGCCUUCCGGAGUCGUCCAAAGAUGAAUAUGGGAGCGUGGAGAGGACUCCCAGCCACCUCCUCUGUUCCCAGAAGUAACACACUGGCUGUGCCGCUUAUCAGCCCUAGUGUAGCUCCUGCUCAUGUCUCAGGUUGAGCUGAGUGGGUUUGGCCAGUGAAUUUUGACCUAGGGCACGCAUUGUGCAUGGUGCUGGCUCUGAUUCGGUAAAGCAGCUUUGUGCCCCUGCUGCUCUUGCCUUGAUGAUACCUGUGUCUCUCCUGUUCUCGCUGAGGUUUAGCUGAGCUUGCAGGAAGGCAAGAGGGGACCAUGAGGUGCCCCGUGGGCUGCCAAGCAGGAAUGGGCGAUGCUGCCCCAAUGCUAUCUUCACUCCUCGCGCUAAGCUACUGAGGAGGGUAGGAGAUGUUGCUCAAGGACUCGCUUUCCUCUGCCUUCCCUGCAGACUUGGUGCGAAAUCUGGAGAGCGGAAAGCCAUCAGGACCCCUAGCGCCAACAACCCGAUCAUGUUUUAUCCAUGUUCUCCGAGCUGCCAGGCAGGAAGGUGGCUCACAAGCAGGUUAGGGGUGGGCCCUGCUGGGGGGAACCGCAAGGCUGUUGUGUGUGUGUGUGUGUGUGUGUAUAUAUAUAUAUAUAUAUAUAUUUUUUUUUUCCCCCCCAACACACACAGCUGAAGAUCAAAGCUCGAUAACUGAAUCACAUGGCAGACGUCUAGAUGCCAAAUACAUUGAAUCUGAAAAUGCAAAUACUUGAGAAUACGUCCCUGUGUCACGUGGAAGCCAUGAACAGCUGGUUCUCUGCAACCAGCAGUCUCUAAAACCAAACCUUUCUCCUAUAUUUAAUCCUUUCCUGUAAAACCUGUAUGUAUAUCGAAGUCUGCACAGAUUCUUCUCCUGACUUCCAGUCGUGAAACCUUUAUUUUUGCCCUCUGUUCAGAAGCUUUGCACUUCACCCUUUAAAACGCGCUUCCGUGGCUAUGUGACCCCAGCCAGCUUCUCUAGGUUACGCUGCCAGUCCCAGGUCUCUUCACGGUGUCUUAUUUUCCAUCGUAUAUGGUCUUUGCUAAUUGUAUCAUAUUGUACAUUACCUCGGGUUUUCAGAGUUGUAGUAUUCUGACUACAGUAUUUCCAAUUGUGUACAUAGACCUGAAUAAGCACAACUGAAAUCCAUGAAUGAAGUGUAUACGUUUCAUAUACUGAUUGUCAUACAAAUGAAUUUUAUAAUUAUUCCAAUUUUGUUGUAGAUUUCCAAUCUUUCCUAUUUAUUUUGUACCAGAUUUAUUUGUAUAUUUUGUGAUUUUGUUUAAAAGCAUUUUGUUUAUUUCUAUUCUUUUUAGAUAAAUGAUGAUUUUUUUCUGUUGAACAUUCCCGUUUAUGCAUUUUUCCCUCCUCCAUGCUUCCCCCUCAUUUCAAAGGGAUGGAUUUUGGCAUGAGGGUGGUGGUGGGGCUGAUGUUGGUGAUCCUGAACCCAGAUCUUUGCAGAUCAUAAAUUGCUGUCAGCGCAUCAACAGUCUUUUAUCUCCGCUUUAGUUGUCGAGAGCCACGGAGGGGCCGGAUCCUGUUCCCUGUAGAGCCAGGUCUUGCUCUUUGCUUUGGUAGGUCUGGGCCCAUGAAUCCUUGAGCCGGGGAGGGCCUUGCUGGUGGUUUUGCUUAGCAGGUAGCUGGGAAGUUGGUGGUAAUGGAUAGCAGCUGACUUUCUCGUUCUGAAGUGUUCCCUCAAGAGCGGUGGUCCUUUUCUUCCACUAAUAAAA
Struthio camelus australis is the source of this 10541-nucleotide messenger RNA. RefSeq names its product cyclin and CBS domain divalent metal cation transport mediator 2 (gene CNNM2). Gene Ontology annotation, cellular component: cytoplasm; plasma membrane. Gene Ontology annotation, molecular function: magnesium ion transmembrane transporter activity. Gene Ontology annotation, biological process: transport; magnesium ion homeostasis; intracellular manganese ion homeostasis. The record is from RefSeq and is a predicted model, not a curated record. NCBI's taxonomy places the organism in Eukaryota, Metazoa, Chordata, Aves, Struthioniformes, Struthionidae.